CACGCUGUGGACGUGAGGGGGCGCUGCAGGAUGGGGGCAUGGCUCUGGCAACCGCGCGGUGACGGGAAAUACAGGCUGGCCAGGGUUAGCAGCUGGUGCGGCCGCAGCGCAACAGAGCGGGGCGUCUGCGUGCGGGUGCAGAUGGCGGCGGCCGAGGCAGUGCACCACAUACACCUGCAGAACUUCUCCCGCUCGCUGCUCGAGACUCUCAACGGGCAGCGGCUGGGCGGUCACUUCUGCGACGUGACUGUGAGGAUCCGCGAGGCUUCGCUGCGUGCACACCGCUGUGUGUUGGCUGCUGGCUCGCCCUUCUUCCAGGACAAGCUGCUGCUCGGCCACUCCGAGAUCCGCGUGCCGCCGGUGGUGCCCGCGCAGACAGUGCGCCAGCUCGUCGAGUUCCUCUACAGCGGCUCACUUGUGGUGGCACAGGGCGAAGCGCUGCAGGUACUCACGGCCGCGUCGGUGCUGCGCAUCCAGACGGUCAUAGACGAAUGCACGCAGAUCAUUGCCCGCGCCCGCGUCCCGGUCCCGGGCGCUCCCGCGCCCCUACCCACGCCCGUGCCCCCACCUCUCGCGCCCGCGCAGCUCCGCCACCGCCUGCGCCACUUGCUCGCGCGACCUCCGGGCCACCCCGGUGCCGCGCAUAGCCGCAAGCAGCGCCAGCCAGCGCGCCUGCAGCUGCCCGCGCCCACGAAGGCCGAGGGGUCGGACGUCGACCCCGCCCUACCGGCGGCCCCAGACGACGACGGCGACGAGGAGACCGAUGAUGAAACCGACGGCGAGGACGGCGAAGGCGGCGGCCCGGGAGAGGGCCAGGCGCCCCCUUCCUUCCCCGACUGCGCCGCCGGCUUCCUCACCGCCGCCCCUGACACCGCGUGCGAGGAGCCGCCAGCACCCUCCGGCCUCUCGGACUACGGCGGCGCCGGGAGGGGCGUCUUUUUUUUUUUUGGGGCCGACGACGUAUUCCCGGAGAGCUACGUGUCCGCUUGGCAAGAUGAAGACGGCGCCGCCGCGGAAGCCUGUCCCACUGAGACCCCCGCUCCGCCUGACUGCGCCCUGGCCGGAUCCCGCGUCCCCGGCGUGAAGACCCCUGGGCCCCCAGUCUCGCUUUUCCCGUUUCAUCUGGGCGCUCCCGGACCGCCAGCGCAACCUUCUCCCGCACCGUCCGGUCCUGCUCCUGCACUCUCCUCCGCCUUCUACCCCGCGCUCCAGCCAGAUACGGCCCCCAGCGCGCCUCCGGGGGAGGCACCGGCCCCGCCCGCCGCUCCUGCCGCGGCCCCCUCGGCCACCCCUGCCCGAGCCCCGGGUGCCGCCGAGCCACCUGCCUAUGAGUGCAGUCACUGCCGCAAGACGUUCAGCUCGCGGAAAAACUACACCAAACACAUGUUCAUCCACUCGGGGGAGAAGCCCCACCAAUGUGCCGUGUGCUGGCGAUCUUUCUCGCUGCGCGACUACCUGCUGAAGCAUAUGGUUACGCACACAGGCGUGCGCGCCUUCCAGUGCGCUGUCUGCGCCAAGCGCUUCACGCAGAAGAGCUCGCUCAACGUGCACAUGCGCACGCACCGGCCCGAGCGCGCGCCCUGCCCCGCCUGCGGCAAAGUCUUCUCGCACCGCGCGCUGCUCGAGCGCCACCUGGCCGCGCACCCUGCGCCCUGAUCCAGUUCUGGGCCUGGCUCCGCCCACCGCAGGAUUGACCACGCCCCCGCGCAAUAGGCCACCCUCUGGUGGGUUAGGGACUCCCUUGGAACUAGGCCACAACCAUCGCGGGGCCCAUAACAUCCCUGCCGAACCAGUUCAUACCUGCCUAGCCGCCUUGCCCACAUUCCCACCACCAAACCGCACUUUCCCCGGAGCUCAGGCCCUCCCUCUGCUUCCACCUUUUUCCCCAGACCUGGCCAGGGGUCAAGCCUGUCUUACUCCUCUCCUCUCUCGUACUUAGAUCUCCUGACGGUGGCAGGCUGCGGCUGGGGUUGGUCAGGGACCCGACCACUCCUGAGAACUGGAUCAUCUCCAGCCUAAACUCAGACUGGCCGCUCAGACCCUUGGGCUAGGCCCAAGAUUUGUGGCUUGAGCAGGGUGGGUUCUAGAGCUGCUCCUCUGCCCCAGUGUCAAGCUGGGCAUGAUCCCUGGCUCCCCACCCGAACUACCCCUCCCUCAAUCUGGCGUCGCGGGGGGGGGGGG
Molecule: messenger RNA, 2181 nt
Organism: Ailuropoda melanoleuca (giant panda)
Lineage: Eukaryota; Metazoa; Chordata; Mammalia; Carnivora; Ursidae
Gene: ZBTB45
Product: zinc finger and BTB domain containing 45
Biological process (GO): regulation of transcription by RNA polymerase II
Molecular function (GO): RNA polymerase II cis-regulatory region sequence-specific DNA binding; DNA-binding transcription factor activity, RNA polymerase II-specific; protein binding
Source: RefSeq, a predicted model, not a curated record